Molecule: messenger RNA, 3687 nt
Organism: Phyllostomus discolor (pale spear-nosed bat)
Lineage: Eukaryota; Metazoa; Chordata; Mammalia; Chiroptera; Phyllostomidae
Gene: PRDM8
Product: PR/SET domain 8
Exons: 5
Coding region: 890-2971 (693 amino acids)
Biological process (GO): regulation of DNA-templated transcription
Cellular component (GO): nucleus
Molecular function (GO): protein binding
Source: RefSeq, a predicted model, not a curated record
GUAUCUUGCUUAGAAGGGCUUGGUGGAGUGAGCGCUCCUGGAGAGAGCUGGAGCUGUUUUAUCAGCCCCAAGCGACUAGCUGCGUGAACCAGCGACGCCUCAAUGACCAGAGAAUCCCUUGGGGCUAAUCUGAAAACCCCGUCCCCAGCACAAAACUCAGACUCUGGAGAUGCGCGUGGGCUCCGCGCGCUCGCUGAGUGGCCACCUUUCUGUCAGAGGUUCCCCAAGUGCCAGGGGAAACGGGAAAAGGCCAUUUCCACUUAUUUUGGUACUUCCCUUUAGGGCCUUUAGGCCCCCGAAACUGAUUCCCCCCUUCCUACCAGUCCCAGAGGGGCGAUGCUUUAGGAGGAGGAGGACCAGCCAAGCUCAGAGAGGCGUUGCCUUUUGGGGAAGGAGCUCAGGACAGGCGGGCAGCCGGCAGGCCGGAGAGAGACCGCUUCCAGGCAGGCAGCGCCGGAGGGAGCGCCCAGCCCAGCAAAGAGUUAAAGGGAGGGGACGUGGGCUGUCACGCGUCAUUGGGCAGAUUAUGUGCAGCAAACAAAAAGUGUGUGUCUGCGUGCCAGUCAGUCACUGCAUCGGGUCCAUCUGUACAACUCUCAUUCUCUCUCUCUCUUUCCUCUUACUCUCCUCUCAUUUCGCUCUCCGCAUCUCUCCAUCUCUCUUUCCCCUCUUUAGGCAGCGCCUACUAGACAGCAACCAACACCUCUUGACAUGGAAAUACACUGAUACAAUAGGCAAAAGAAACAGUCGAUAGCAUCUCUCGGUUCCAGGUGGCGUUAUUUGGCCGAUUCUAUCCUGACCUUAUUCCUGGGGACGCUUCGGACCUGCCCUGUACCUUUUCACUUCAUGAGGCACGUGUGACUCAAUCCACCCCCUUGUAUAACAAGUGAUGGAGGAUUCAGGCAUCCAGCGAGGCAUCUGGGAUGGAGAUGCCAAGGCUGUCCAACAGUGUCUGACGGAUAUUUUCACCAGCGUUUACACCACCUGCGACAUUCCCGAGAACGCUAUAUUUGGUCCCUGCGUCCUGAGCCAUACUUCCCUGUAUGACAGCAUAGCUUUCAUAGCUCUCAAGUCUACUGACAAGAGAACAGUUCCUUACAUCUUCAGGGUAGACACCUCAGCAGCAAAUGGUUCCUCAGAAGGUCUCAUGUGGCUGCGUCUGGUUCAAUCGGCCAGAGAUAAAGAAGAGCAGAACCUUGAAGCCUAUAUAAAAAACGGACAGCUGUUUUACCGCUCUCUCCGAAGGAUUGCCAAAGAUGAGGAGUUACUAGUUUGGUACGGCAAAGAACUGACUGAGUUACUCUUGCUCUGCCCCUCUAGACCCCACAGCAAAAUGAAUGCAGGGUCGUCCCCUUACACAUGCCUGGAAUGCAGCCAACGUUUCCAGUUUGAGUUCCCCUAUGUGGCGCAUCUGCGCUUCCGCUGCCCCAAGAGAAUUCACAGCGCUGAUAGGAGCCCCCAAGACGAACAGGGUGGCGGCGUGGGCACCAAGGAUCACGGGGGCGGCGGCGGCGGUGGCGGUGGCAAGGAGCAGCAGCAGCAGCAACAGCAGCAGCAACAGCAACAGCAACAGGAGGCGCCCUUGGGCCCGGGCCCCAAGUUCUGCAAAGCCGGCCCGUUCCACCAUUACCCGACCCCCUCCCCGGAGGGCAGUAACCCUCCUGCGACUGGCGGCGGCAGCUCGAAGCCAUCCACGGACUUUCACAACCUGGCACGGGAGCUGGAAAACUCCGGCGGAGGUAGCAGGUGCUCCCCGGUUCGGAGCCUCAGCAGCAGCAGCAGCAGCAGCAGCAGCAGCAGCAGCAGUGGCCACCAGGAGGCGGAGCUGAGUCCCGACGGCAACGCCGCGGGCCUGGGCAAAGGAAAGAGGAAAUUCCCAGAGGAGGCGACUGAGGGCGGUGGCGGCGCGGGGCUUGCGGGGGGCCGAGGCCGCUUCGCCGAGCGGCCCCUGCCCGCCUCCAAGGAGGACCUGGUAUGCACGCCGCAGCAGUACCGAGCCUCGGGCAGCUACUUCGGCCUGGAAGAGAACGGCCGCCUCUUCGCACCGCCCAGCCCGGAGACAGGCGAGGCGAAGCGCAGCGCCUUCGUGGAGGUGAAGAAGGCGUCCCGAGCGCCUGGACUGCAGGAGGAGGCGGCAGCCGAUGGCGGGGUUGCAACCGUCGACGACCAGGACGCGGGUAGCGGCGGAGGCCCCUCCACGCCCGUGGCCGCGUCGCCGGCUAGUGCCGAGAAGCUGCUGGCCCCGCGGCCCGGGGGCCCGCUACCCAGCCGGUUGGAGGGCGGCAGCCCGGCUCGUGGCAGCGCUUUCACCUCGGUGCCGCAGCUGGGCGGCAGCGGCGCUGGGGGCGGCGCGGGCGCGGGCAGCGCGGGUGGCGCGAGUGGCGCGGGCAGCUGCCAAGGCGCCGCGUCGGACGAGCGCAAAAGCGCCUUCUCGCAGCCGGCGCGCUCCUUCUCGCAGCUGUCCCCGCUGGUGCUGGGCCAGAAGCUGAGCGCCCUCGAGCCGUGCCACCCCAGCGACGGUGUGGGUCCCACCAGACUCUACCCCGCUGCUCCUGACCCUCUAGCAGUGAAGCUCCAGGGAGCCGCAGACCUGAACGGAGGUUGCACGGCCCUGCAGAGCGGCGGUGGCGGCCUUCCCAAACAGAGCCCCUUCCUCUACGCCACCGCCUUCUGGCCCAAGAGCUCCGCAGCCGCGGGGCCGCUGCAGCUACAGCUGCCCUCGGCGCUUACGCUGCUGCCUCCCUCCUUCACCUCGCUGUGUCUGCCCGCGCAGAACUGGUGUGCCAAGUGCAAUGCCUCCUUCCGCAUGACCUCCGACCUAGUAUACCACAUGAGGUCGCAUCACAAAAAGGAGUACGCCAUGGAGCCCUUGGUGAAGCGAAGGCGGGAAGAGAAACUCAAGUGUCCCAUUUGCAACGAGUCCUUCAGGGAGCGCCACCACCUCUCCAGGCACAUGACCUCCCAUAAUUGACACCGAAAGGACCCCAGCUUUCCACUCGGCACGUCCACGCACAGCACAGUCAAGCCACCUGUAGGAACAAACACGUGAUGGCAUCCACCACCUCCUAGUGAUCUGAGACAUUGCACCCAGAGAGACGGUCACAUCACACACAGAGUCUCAAACACGUGGGCUCCUCCAGUAAUCUCAUUCAAAUGUUUACCUGCCACCUACACUACGCACACACGCACGCACACACAGGAUGGUGGAUUUUUGAUUGGGUGGGUUGUUUUGAGGGGUUUUCUUUUGAAUGCACGCAUUUUCACUUUCCAAAAAACAAAGGUACAUUUUUUAAAAUGUCAUAUAUUGCAACAUAUUGAUGCAUUUGUCAUACGUUUCUACUUAAAUUAUUAAGAACUUACAGUUUAGAUGUAAUAAUUGUAUGUAAGGGCAAAAUUUAUUUUAGAUAAAAAGUAAAGGAGGAGAAUGAGAUGCUUUCUGCAUUUCUUGAUGACAGUUUGUGUUCUUACAAAAAUCAACAAACGGGGGUGACUAUUCAAUCAAAGUUUCCAGGGGGAAGUGCAUGUAUCAUGAAACGAUUAUGGACUUCAAUGAAGAAUGUCAUCAUUAUGUAAAUAUAUAUUUCCUUUUAAAGAAAGUGUAAUUUUGUGCCAGUGAAAUGGAGUCUGAAUAGUUAUGUGUUUCUUUUAUCCCUGGAAAGAUUUAUUAAACUUUAUAGAUGAUCUGGG